AUGACAGUUUGUACUGACCAAAUGGAUCCAGCCAAGGAUCAGGCUUCAUCUGCAGGACCAGUCCAGAUCCUAGCCACACGCCUAGAUCAUCAAGAGGCUGCACAGGGUCAGGUGAUUCAUUGCCUGCAAGAAUUGUCCAUUCACCUAGAUGUUGUUCAAGCUUUACUCAAGGGUCAUGGAGCUACACUUCAUUCACCUUCACAUCCUCCAGCUUUUCCUCCAUCUUCAGUGUCUCGGCUCCAGCUUCCUAUUCCUACCAAAUUUGACGGGAACCCCAAAAAUUGCAGUUUUUUAUUAAUCAAUUAUAUUAAGUCCAAUAUGCUCAAGGGAUUUAUUCGCCCCUCUUCCUCCCCUGCUGGUGCGGGCUUCUUUUUCGUGAAGAAAAAGGACGGGGGGUUGAGACCAUGCAUCGACUACCGCGGCUUAAACGACAUUACUAUUAAGAAUAAAUACCCCUUGCCACUAAUCACAGAAUUAUUUGAUAAGGUUCGUGGUGCCCGCAUUUUUUCCAAACUCGACUUGAGGGGAGCUUAUAAUCUUAUACGCAUCCAAGAGGGGGAUGAAUGGAAGACUGCCUUUAAUACCCGAGAUGGGCAUUACGAAUACUUGGUGAUGCCGUUUGGUCUUAGUAAUGCUCCUGCGGUUUUCCAGGGAUUCGUCAAUGAAAUCUUUCGUGACAUGCUGUAUCAGAGUGUUGUGGUAUAUUUGGACGACAUACUGAUCUUUUCCAAGAAUCUUGUCGAACACAGGACUCAAGUCAAAGAGGUGCUCCACCGUUUACGAGAGAAUCAUCUCUAUGCCAAGCUUUCCAAAUGUACCUUUGAAGUAACAUCUAUUCCGUUCCUCGGUUAUAUCAUCUCGGGGACGGAGCUUCGCAUGGAUCCGGAAAAGCUGUCUGCCAUUCGUGACUGGACUCAGCCUCUUUCUUUGAAAGCAAUACAAAGGUUCCUGGGCUUUGCGAACUACUACAGGAAAUUCAUUAAGGGUUUCUCCACCAUUGUUGCGCCCAUGACCGCCCUGACGAGGAAGGGUUCUAAUCCAAGUUUGUGGCCUCCGGAAGCCAUUGUAGCUUUUUCUCACUUAAAGUUAGCUUUCAUGACGGCUCCAGUUCUCCAACAACCAAAUUUCGAUGAACCCUUCUUCUUAGAAGUUGAUGCGUCUUCAGUCGGGGUUGGGGCUGUUCUCUCCCAGUACUCCUCUGAUAAGAAAUUACAUCCGUGUGGCUUCCAUUCUCGUAAAUUCUCUCCGGCCGAACGAAAUUACACUAUUGGAGACCAGGAACUCUUGGCUAUCAAAUCUGCCUUGGAAUAUAUUAAGUCCAAUAUGCUCAAGGGAUUUAUUCGCCCCUCUUCCUCCCCUGCUGGUGCGGGCUUCUUUUUCGUGAAGAAAAAGGACGGGGGGUUGAGACCAUGCAUCGACUACCGCGGCUUAAACGACAUUACUAUUAAGAAUAAAUACCCCUUGCCACUAAUCACAGAAUUAUUUGAUAAGGUUCGUGGUGCCCGCAUUUUUUCCAAACUCGACUUGAGGGGAGCUUAUAAUCUUAUACGCAUCCAAGAGGGGGAUGAAUGGAAGACUGCCUUUAAUACCCGAGAUGGGCAUUACGAAUACUUGGUGAUGCCGUUUGGUCUUAGUAAUGCUCCUGCGGUUUUCCAGGGAUUCGUCAAUGAAAUCUUUCGUGACAUGCUGUAUCAGAGUGUUGUGGUAUAUUUGGACGACAUACUGAUCUUUUCCAAGAAUCUUGUCGAACACAGGACUCAAGUCAAAGAGGUGCUCCACCGUUUACGAGAGAAUCAUCUCUAUGCCAAGCUUUCCAAAUGUACCUUUGAAGUAACAUCUAUUCCGUUCCUCGGUUAUAUCAUCUCGGGGACGGAGCUUCGCAUGGAUCCGGAAAAGCUGUCUGCCAUUCGUGACUGGACUCAGCCUCUUUCUUUGAAAGCAAUACAAAGGUUCCUGGGCUUUGCGAACUACUACAGGAAAUUCAUUAAGGGUUUCUCCACCAUUGUUGCGCCCAUGACCGCCCUGACGAGGAAGGGUUCUAAUCCAAGUUUGUGGCCUCCGGAAGCCAUUGUAGCUUUUUCUCACUUAAAGUUAGCUUUCAUGACGGCUCCAGUUCUCCAACAACCAAAUUUCGAUGAACCCUUCUUCUUAGAAGUUGAUGCGUCUUCAGUCGGGGUUGGGGCUGUUCUCUCCCAGUACUCCUCUGAUAAGAAAUUACAUCCGUGUGGCUUCCAUUCUCGUAAAUUCUCUCCGGCCGAACGAAAUUACACUAUUGGAGACCAGGAACUCUUGGCUAUCAAAUCUGCCUUGGAA
Pseudophryne corroboree (corroboree frog) is the source of this 2313-nucleotide messenger RNA. RefSeq lists its product as uncharacterized. The transcript is spliced from 3 exons. Lineage: Eukaryota; Metazoa; Chordata; Amphibia; Anura; Myobatrachidae. The record is from RefSeq and is a predicted model, not a curated record. The annotation marks the transcript as partial.